CAAGGCAAAGAUCUACAGUUCAGGAUGUUUCUCGGAAUCCCAUAUGCCGAUCCUCCCAUUGGGGAUCUGAGAUUCCGACCUCCACGAGCAUUGACGACAACAUGGAAUGAGACACAGAAUGCGACAGAGUAUGGCAAAGUCUGUAUUCAGGAUCCUACAACAUAUCAGACACAAGGGGGCUCUGUUGACAACAUGUCAGAGGACUGUUUGACCUUGAACAUAUGGGCACCUGGUAAUGGGUCAAACUCUCAACCAAAGGCUGUAAUGGUUUGGAUACAUGGGGGAGGGUACCAAGUGGGGAGCACUGACAAAGUAUAUG
Owenia fusiformis is the source of this 319-nucleotide messenger RNA. NCBI's taxonomy places the organism in Eukaryota, Metazoa, Annelida, Polychaeta, Sabellida, Oweniidae. The record is from the annotation of a GenBank genome assembly.